AUGCCCACCUCUGGCAAAGCGACUAGAAUCAAACACCUCACCGUCCGAGAAUUUCUCGAACGGCAUCAGAAAACGCUCCAGCUUACCACCAUCACUGCUGACACAGGGAUGGAACGUAAAAUUAAAGAGCCUACCUUAAACCGCCCAGGUCUCGCCCUCGCUGGAUUUUUUACCUACUUUGCCAAGAAACGCAUCCAAGUCCUCGGCAAUGCAGAAAUUUCCUACUUAAAAAAACUCAGCUUCUCAGAACGCAUCUCACGAUUCGAAAAACUCUGCCAGCAAGACUUCCCUUGCCUUGUCCUCUCUCGUGGACACACCCUCAACGCUGAUCUUCUUAAAGUCGUUGAAAAACACCAAAUCGCGGUCCUCACCACCCCCUUCAUCACUUGGGAUUUCCUCAACAAAGCCACCAUCGAUCUAGAAAAAGACUUCGCCUCAAAAACAACUUUGCACGGAUGCAUGAUCGAUUACCGAGGAGUCGGCGUGCUCAUCAUGGGACCAAGCGGGUCCGGGAAAAGUGAAACUGCGAUCGGUCUCCUUGAAAAAGGAGGCGCCCUCGUGGCCGAUGACAUCGCCAUCGUCACACAAGUCGGCGGCGAACUCAUCGCCAGCUGUAAAGACCUCACCAAAGGCUACCUCGAAAUGCGGGGCAUCGGCAUCAUCAACGUCGCCAACCUUUACGGACUAUCCUCCAUUCGCCCCUCUAAACGUUUAGAUCUCGUCGUCAACCUCCGCCCUCUUAGCGAUCUAAAUAAAGUCGAUCGUCUCGGCAUCCAGCGGAAAACAUAUACCAUUCUCGAUAGCUCCGUCCCGCUCGUCGAUAUCCCCAUCGCUCCCGGUCGCGACACCGCCAGACUCAUCGCCGUCGCUGCCCUCGAGCACCAGCUCCGCCACCUCGGCUUCGACAUGGCCGAUGAAUUCAAUAAACGAUUACUCGAAAAAAUGAAUGGCCCUAAUCCAUGA
Molecule: messenger RNA, 963 nt
Organism: Nerophis lumbriciformis (worm pipefish)
Lineage: Eukaryota; Metazoa; Chordata; Actinopteri; Syngnathiformes; Syngnathidae
Source: RefSeq, a predicted model, not a curated record